AACUUUCUAGUUUAGGGCCUUACUGCCCAUCCGCCAAGCACACCCUGGGAAACGUCGCCCCGGCGGCCCGGAAACCGACCCAGCCAUGUCGCCACUCAACCGGCUGGAACGCCGACUGGCCAAAGACCUCGAGCUUGACCCGGAUAUACUAAUACCCGUGGAGACUAUCGAACCGGUAGUGGUUCCCCCGUGGUGGGAGCCCCUACCUAUGGAUAUUGCUGAUUCUAGGGAGGAGGCUAUCUGGAGAUAUGCCCUCCUGUCUUCUACUACCCUCCCCGCGUACACUAACAGUAGCGGCCACUCAGGUGGUAUUGGAGCUACUGUAGUGAUCCGCAAUAAGAAUCACAUCCGGCCAGUUGGCUGUGAUAUUAUAUACAUGGUGUAUGCCGCCAAGCUUACUGGCAUCGAACUAGCCCUGACCCUCGCAGAGGGGGAGCUAGAAUACUCUAUUUAUAGGAAAGCUGUCCCUCUAGCCACCAUUACUAUAUCUACUGUAUUCUUAUUGAUGUGGUGGAGGAUAAGGUAUAUCUUUAGUAAGAAGUUAGUAUACUACUAG
This is a messenger RNA of Aspergillus saccharolyticus JOP 1030-1, 556 nucleotides long. RefSeq lists its product as uncharacterized. Lineage: Eukaryota; Fungi; Ascomycota; Eurotiomycetes; Eurotiales; Aspergillaceae. The coding region runs from base 86 to 556 and encodes 156 amino acids. The record is from RefSeq and is a predicted model, not a curated record. The transcript has 6 exons.